AUGUUCUCGAAGACGGUGAUUGGUUUGGUAUCGUUUGCCGUAUUGUGCUCACUCUCCGGGGUGCAGUCGGAUCGGCCCCGUUACAUCCUGCAAAACACCAAAGUGACGUACUUUGAAGCGCUGCGCAACUGUAACGACCUCGGACUCCAGCUGGCCUCGGUAAACAACGCCCAGGACAACACGCUGCUGAAGGCGGCCAUCGGAACGCAAACCGGCCCGUGGUGGUCGGCCGGAACCGAUCUGGGCGACGAGAUGAAGUGGAUGUGGAUCACCUCGAAGAAUCCGUUCGGGUACACCAACUGGGCGCCGGGACAGCCGGAAAAUGCCGACACCAACGAGAACUGCCUGAUUGUUGGAUUCCCCGUCGGGCAAGGUGAAACGAGAUGGAAGGACGAACCGUGCGGGACCAAGUACAAGUACAUCUGCGAGCCGAAAUCCGAGCAGCGUCCGAAUCGGGCUGGUUGAAUCUGAUUGGAUGAAUAUUGUUGUCAC
Messenger RNA from Culex quinquefasciatus (southern house mosquito), 492 nucleotides. RefSeq names its product C-type lectin lectoxin-Enh5. NCBI's taxonomy places the organism in Eukaryota, Metazoa, Arthropoda, Insecta, Diptera, Culicidae. The record is from RefSeq and is a predicted model, not a curated record. The transcript has a single exon. The coding region runs from base 1 to 465 and encodes 154 amino acids. Gene Ontology annotation, molecular function: signaling receptor activity.